Messenger RNA from Cicer arietinum (chickpea), 664 nucleotides. RefSeq names its product GDSL esterase/lipase EXL1-like. The record is from RefSeq and is a predicted model, not a curated record. Gene Ontology annotation, molecular function: lipase activity. Gene Ontology annotation, cellular component: extracellular region. NCBI's taxonomy places the organism in Eukaryota, Viridiplantae, Streptophyta, Magnoliopsida, Fabales, Fabaceae. Gene Ontology annotation, biological process: lipid metabolic process.
AGAACUAAAAUGGAGAAGUUAGUGUGGACGAGAUUGGUGACUUUUUUUCUUAUUUUAUUUUCUAACAAAGUUAUAUCUAUUGCAGCUACUGUCAAUGCAACAUAUCCGGCGGUGUUUGCAUUUGGGGACUCGAUUCUUGACACUGGAAAUAAUAACAAUCUUUUAACAGCGACUAAGUGCAAUUUUCCUCCCUAUGGAAAAGAUUUUUAUGGAGGUGUGGCUACCGGAAGAUUCGGAAAUGGCAGAGUUCUAUCUGAUUUAAUAAGUCAUUCAAUAGAAGAAAGAAUGGAGGUGUGGCUUCCCGAUUACGAUGUUACAUUUGUUGACGUCUAUUCUCCUAUGCUUAGUCUCAUAACAAACCCUUUCGCUUCAGGGUUCUUAAACGCAUGGAACGGAUGUUGUGGAACAGGGACAUUUGAGAUGGGAGCAGCAUGCAACAUAUACAGUAUUCAAUGUCCAAGCACAGCAUCCUACUUUUUCUGGGAUGUUGCCCAUCCUACAGAGAGAGCUUAUCAGCUCACUCUCGCUUUGAUGCUAAAAAAUCUAAAUUUUGAUCUUACUAGUUAUAAUAUUUCUAAAGCUCUUGGUCGUUUGAAUGUAACCAGUCUUAAUUUAAUUUAAUUUGAAAAUUGUCAUUUGUAUGAAAUAUUAGACUAUUUAUUUA